Messenger RNA from Aureococcus anophagefferens, 1515 nucleotides. RefSeq lists its product as hypothetical. Gene Ontology annotation, molecular function: metallocarboxypeptidase activity. Gene Ontology annotation, biological process: proteolysis. The annotation marks the transcript as partial. The transcript is spliced from 2 exons. The record is from RefSeq and is a predicted model, not a curated record. Lineage: Eukaryota; Pelagophyceae; Pelagomonadales; Pelagomonadaceae.
UUGGAGGCCUACGCCGAGCUCAAGCAGCAGCUCAAGGAGGUGGCGCGGCUGCAGGAAAUCGAGGGCAUCCUGUCCUACGACGAGCAGGUCUUCCUCGCCGAGGGCAGCAUGGCGUCGCGCGCCGCUCAAAAGGAGACGCUCGCGGGCGUCAUCCACGACAAGCGCACGGGCGCGGCCAUGCGCGCGGCCGUCGACGCGGUGCGCGGCCUCGACUUCGACGACCGGCAAGUCGCCGCGAACGUGCGCGACGCCGUCGCGGCCUUCGACAAGGAGGCGCGCAAAUCGAAGGAGCUCGCGGAGCGCGAGGCGCGCUUGGAAAGCGAGUGCUUCGUCGCCUGGAAAAGCUCGCGCGAGGCGUCGGACUUCGGCGCGUUCGGGUCCUCGCUCGCGACGAUGUUCGCGCUCAAGGCCGAGGUCGCGGCGGCGACGCGGCCGGAGCUCAGCGGCGUCGAGCCCUACGACGGCGCCCUGGACCAGUUCGAGCGCGGCAUGACGUCGGCGCGCUUGGACUCGAUCUUCGCGGAGACGAAGGCCGGUUUGGCGCCGCUCCUCGCGAAGGUCCUCGAGAAGAAGCGGGCCGGCUUCGACGACGCGGUGCACCCGGCCCUCGCCUUCGACCACCCGGGCUGGAAGGAUUCGACGGACGCGCAGGCCAAGCUCUCGGCCGCCGUCGCGAGGGACAUGGGCUUCGACUUUGGCAAGGGCCGCUUCGACGUGUCGACGCACCCGUUCACGGGCGGCGCGUGCCCCGCGGACACGCGCAUCACGACGCGCUACAGCGACGACAACUGGCUCGAGGGCUUCGCGGGCACGGUGCACGAGGUCGGCCACGCGCUCUACGAGCAGGGCCGCGACACGUCCGACGACGGCGACGGCCUGCCGUCGUCCGUCGCGCUGUCCAUGGGCACGCACGAGAGCCAGUCGCUCCUCUGGGAGCGCAUGGUCCUCCAGAGCCGCGACUUCUGGGACUACGCGGCGCCCCUGUUCCACGAGGCGUUCCCCCACACGAGGGACGCGACGCCCGACGACUUCUACCGCGCGAUCAACCGCGUCCAGCCGGGCUGCAUCAGGAUCGAAGCCGACGAGUUAACGUACCCGUUUCACGUCUUCCUUCGCUACGGCGUCGAGCGCGAGCUCUUCGCGGGCUCGCUCGACGUCGCGGACAUCCCCGAGCGGUGGAACGGCGAGAUGAAGACGUUUUUAGACGUCGACGUGCCCGACGACGCGAGCGGCGCGCUCCAGGACAUCCACUGGUCCUUCGGGGCCAUCGGCUACUUCCCGAGCUACACGCUCGGCGCGAUCAUGGCCGCGCAGAUCUUCGAGGCGGCGACGGCGGAGCUGCCGGACCUCGCGGCCCAGAUCCGCGGCGGCGACUUCGCGCCGCUGCGCGCCUGGCUCCAGACGAAGAUCCACGCCGUGGGCUCGCUGGACGCGUCGCCCGACGACCUCCUCCGGUCCGUGGCGGGGUCGGGCAUCGACCCGAAGCCGUUCCUCGCCUACCUCGAGGCCAAGUAC